Pistacia vera is the source of this 6750-nucleotide messenger RNA. RefSeq names its product autophagy-related protein 2. Gene Ontology annotation, biological process: autophagosome assembly; autophagy of mitochondrion; reticulophagy. The coding region runs from base 256 to 6288 and encodes 2010 amino acids. Gene Ontology annotation, molecular function: phosphatidylinositol-3-phosphate binding. The record is from RefSeq and is a predicted model, not a curated record. NCBI's taxonomy places the organism in Eukaryota, Viridiplantae, Streptophyta, Magnoliopsida, Sapindales, Anacardiaceae. The transcript is spliced from 15 exons. Gene Ontology annotation, cellular component: phagophore assembly site; extrinsic component of membrane.
ACGACCCGAACUCAAACAACAAAAGCCUUCAUCAUCGUCCUGUCUGUCUCAUGUUAUCCUUAAAUCAUUUACAGACUCAAUCUCUUUCUUGUUCGUUGUUGUACACGCUCUUGAUGGAAGUUCAAUCUUCCAUCACGAGCACACGAUUUCAAAACCUAAUUUUAUUGCCUCAAGGAGACAGGCCCUAAUUCCCCAAAAUUGAAGACCCGGAAACCCGAAUAAAGAGAGAAAAAGAAGGUGAAAAAGACGUUCAGGAUGUUUUCGGGGUGGCGGUUUGCGAAAACGGCGGAGGAGAUGGUGUCGAAGUGGGCGGUGAAGAGGGUUUGUAAAUUCUUUUUGAAGAAGAAACUAGGACAAUUUAUUUUAGGCGAUAUUGAUCUUGACCAGCUUGAUGUUCAGCUCGGUGAUGGCUCUAUUCAGCUCAAUGAUCUUGCGCUUAAUGUUGAUUUUCUUAACCAGAAGUUUGGUGCAGCGACGGCAGUAAGAAUAAAAGAAGGGUCUAUUGGCUCGUUGCUAGUUAAAAUGCCGUGGAAGGAUAAAGGUUGUCAAGUUGAGGUGGAUGAACUUGAGAUAGUUCUUGCUCCUUGUCAGGAUAAGUAUGAGUUUGGGGCUGGAGAUGAAAGUCGUAGUACUAGUCAAGAUGGUAGUCGUAGUAUGCAAUGGGAUUCUGGGCAGUUUGGGCAUGAUAUGGGGGAGAAUGUUUCCAAACCUUCAUGUGGCGAUGUUCAUGAAGGUGUUAAGAUGAUCGCCAACAUGGUUAAGUGGUUUCUUACAAGCUUCCAUGUUAGGAUAAAGAAGUUGAUUGUUGCAUAUGAUCCGUGUUUAGAGAAGGAUGAAAACAAGGUGGGGUCAAAUGUGACUUUGGUUUUUCGAAUAUCAGAAAUAGAAUGUGGAACUUGUAUUGCUGAAGAUGCUAGCUUGAAUGGUGAUGCAAGUGCUGAGAACUUUCUUGGAAUAAGUCGUCUAACAAACUUUGUGAAAUUUCAAGGAGCAGUUCUUGAACUUCUUCGUAUGGACGAUGUUGGCCAACAAACAGGCUCUUCGUGUACAUCAGGAAUGCCCUUUACUGAUGUAGUUUCCAAUCGCUCUCCAUCAAAUGUGAGAACUUCAAUCAUGAAAUGGAAAAGAGGUGGAUUUUCAGGGAAUAUAAAAUUGAGUAUACCCUGGAAGAAUGGUUCAUUAGACAUUCGCAAAGUGGAUGUAGAUGUCUGUGUUGAUCCUAUAGAAUUAAAAUUUCAGCCAAGCACAAUUAAAUGGUUCUUAGUUUCAUGGGAAACCUAUAAGAAGUUUGAUAAGGAUCGGAGGGUUCAUAUGAUUCACAAGUCAUCAGACUCAGUUUACUUUAAUGCAAGUUCUCAUUUCUAUUCAUCACCAAGCGUUUCUUCUCUUGUUGCCCCCGAUAAAAUGGUACCAAUUCAUGGUAGCUAUUCUUCCAAUUUAUCUUCUUUGAAUGGACAAGAUUCUGUUACUGAAACUACUCUACCUGGCUCACAUCUUAUACUGGAUUGGGUGCCUCAUCCUGUCAACAAAAACCAGAAAGAUGGUAUUGGAGAAGUUGAUUUAGGGGCAAGUGUGAACCAAUUUUUUGAAUGCUUUGAUGGAAUGAGAAAUUCUCAAUCCGCCCUAGGAAGCAGUGGGAUGUGGAACUGGACUUGUUCUGUUUUCAGUGCUAUAACUGCUGCAUCAAAUCUUGCUUCUGGGACUUUGCAGGUUCCUUCUGAACAACAGCAUGUCCAAACCAAUCUUAAAGCAGUUUUUGCUGGAGUUUAUAUUGUGUUCUCCUUUCAUGAUGAAGAUGAGAAGCAGUCAUAUGAUGGAAAAGGUGAUCAAAUAAAUGUUGAGUCACAUAUUCAUUGUCUGGGUGCCGAAUGCAGAGAUAUUUCUCUUGUUGUGCAGGUUUGUCCUCAAGAAACAAGGGUUGAUGGAACAGUGAAGAAAAUAGAUGUUGCCGACUACUUUCACAAUGACACCGAUGUGAUGAACUUCCACUUAAGGGAGGGUGGCAAAUAUAUUGACAGUCAAACUGUUUCAGUUCAGCAUCUGCAAGACGAAGUUCUUGGUGCUCUACCUCCAUUUGCCCCAUCUGCAAAAGUUCAUGAUAUGGAUGAAUCAAUUGGGAUAAUUGAUGCGGAUGUUCCUUUUGGGAAUAAAGAUGAUGUGGUCAAAAUCUCUUUGCUUAGGACUUCAGGUAUCACUCAUUGCCAAUGCACUAUGAGUACAAACCCAUCACAUGCCAGUUUAGCGGGUUCAGCAUUGUUUUCAUUGAAACUGCCUCCUUUCAUUUUCUGGGUGAACUUCCAUUUGAUAAAUAUGUUAUGGGAUCUUUAUAACGAAGUUGUUAGUUCUCUUGAGAUGACUAACAGAAAGAAUGGGUCAUGUGAGGUGGUUGAUGAGAAGCAUAGGUCUUCUCAUGGGGAUGUGAAAAAAGGCUCUUGUCCUCCUGUUACUACCGUGUCUGCAACAGAAAGUUUUCACGGGGAUAUAUCAAUCCCUGAUGCUAGGGUAAUACUAUGCUUUCCUUUUAAUGGUGGUAAAGACAUUGGAGGCUACUUUUCCUGGAAUCAAUUCAUUGCUCUUGAUUUUUCUUCACCAUCAACUUUUAACAAGGGAGUAGUUCAACACCCUUGUGCAAAUUUGGAAGGGACUUCUCAGAAAAGGUUUUCUUCAACAGCCAUACGCUCUUUGAACUUGAAUGUCGGUGAUCUUGAUAUUUACAUGGUUAGCUCUACCUUUAAAGACGAUGUUGGAAUCAACUCCUGCAGUACACAGGGGAAAAAAAUGUUUGCACAUAACAUUUUAUCGGUCAGCAACAGAACUGGUCGUCUUUCCGUCAUUAGUAUGCUUUGGCAAGAUGGUCCUGUGACCGGUCCUUGGAUCGCAAAGAGAGCCAAGUUCUUAGCUACUUUUGAGGAAGACAGGAGCAGAAAUAAAUUCAGGGGAAAAGGUUGUGAGUUUGCCACUGUAAAUACUCUGAAAGAUCUGGAAGAUAGAUAUUCUCGAACUCGAGAAGAGAUAGUUUUGAGCUCCGCCUUUUUCUUGCAUGUUCGUGUAUUUCCACUUGCCAUCAAUCUUGACAGUUCUCAAUACCGUGGUUUACAUGAACUCUUAAACCAGAUAAUUAGUGGACUAUCAUGUGUGGCCCAUGACAAAAUUGGUAGCAGUGGAGAAUCUUCUGGGUGCCAAACAUCAGUAAUUGUGGAGUGUGAUUCCGUAGAACUCUUAAUUGAACCAGAUAUCAAGGAGAAUAUAAAAGGCUCUAUGCAAAGUGAACUUCCUGGAUCUUGGAAUUCAUUAAAACUGAGAAUUCAGAAGUUCAGUUUGCUCUCAGUCUCUAACAUUGGAGGCAUUAAGGAUGCCAGUUUUUUUUGGCUGGCCCACGGUGAAGGUUCAUUGUGUGGUUCUGUGACUGGAGUGCCAAGUCAAGAGCUUCGUCUAAUCUCGUGUAGCAAUUCUUCAAUGAAGCGUGGUGAUGGAGGAGGUUCAAAUGCACUAUCUUCUAGAUUAGCUGGUUCUGAUAUUAUAUACUUGUUGGAGCCAGAGACCUCCCACGGCUUUACAUCUGUUACUGUCAGAUGCAGCACGAUUGUGGCAGUUGGUGGUCGCUUAGAUUGGUUGGAUGCAAUAAUUUCAUUUUUUAGUUUGCCCUCUCUUGAAAUUGAAGAAGCGGGUGACAAUAGUUUGCAAAAGGGGGAUUUAAUUGUUCCUUCCAAAGCUUCUUUUGUUCUUAAUCUGAUUGAUGUAGGUCUGAGUUAUGAGCCCUACUUUAUAAAUUUGAUGGUCCACAGUAAUGCUCUUGAUUCUGAGUUGGGUUCUACCAAAUUAAAUGAAGAAACAGACAUCCAAUAUGUUGCUUGUUUGUUAGCUGCAUCGUCAUUAGUUCUUUCGAACACAACUGUGGCGAAUUCCAUGGACAAUGACUACAGAAUUAGAGUGCAAGAUCUAGGUCUUCUUCUUUGUGCAGUGUUGGAGCCUAAGAAACUUGGUGGCACUUACAGUGCACAGCAUCUUCAUGAGAUUGGUUAUGUUAAAGUUGCUCAAGAAGCUCUCCUUGAAGCAGUUUUAAGAACUAACAGCCAGAACAGCCUCCUCUGGGAGUUGGAAUGUUCAAAAUCUCACGUUAACGUGGAUACUUGCCAUGACACCACCUCUGGUCUGAUACAAUUGGCUACUCAACUUCAACAACUUUUUGCCCCUGAUAUGGAGGAAUCUCUUGUACAUUUGCAAAAUCGGUACAAUAAUGUGCAGCAGGCACAAGAGGGGAAUGAUUUCAUCGAUGACAAUAGGAUAUUAAAUAGUGAUUGUGCCUCAUCAACUUCUCAAAUGAAUAUUUUAACUGCAGAUGCAAAUACUAAAUCUGGGUCGGCAGGUUUGAUGGAUGAGAUAUCUGAAGAUGCAUUCCAUUUAGAUGGGAAUCAGACCUGCCAAUUUGAUUGUACUGGGUCACAAUUUCCUAUUUUAUUUGAUGAUGCUCUCCUUCGAGAGGCGUGUAGCUUAAGUGUUGAAACUCCGGAGAAUAUCUCCUCUGAUCUGUCCGUUAAUGGAUCAACACCCCUUUUAGGAUUAGAAAACAGUCAAACCUCAUCUCUGCAGACUGGUUGCUACCCAGAAUUUAUAGAAGGUUACUGUUUGGCUGACUUACGCUCUCUGUCAGAAUUACCUUUAGGCAGACAGUCAUCACCUCAGAAUUUUAAACGCAGACCCAGAAAUGUGAGGGAUGAAGAUCUUGGGAAAGGAAAUUGUGGUUGGUAUGGUGAUGCCCAUUUUAGAAUUGUAGAAAAUCACUUGUCAGAAGCAAGUGUGCAAACUACGGUGAAACAAGCUUUAGAGGGCAAGCUUUCAGCUUUUGAAUCUGCAGGAUCUGAUGAUUUUGGGAAGGCCUUCGGACGUGUGCUUUUUAAGAACAUUAAUAUCUCAUGGAGAAUGUAUGCUGGUUCUGACUGGCAUGAAUCAAGAACAAAUGGUGAGGACACCACAAGCACACAUGGAAGGGAUAUGACUGUAUGUUUAGAGCUUGCGUUGUCUGGGAUGCAAUUUCAAUAUGACAUUUUCCCAAUUGGUGGAAUGUCUGUAUCAAAACUUUCUCUUUCAGUCCAAGAUUUCCGUCUCUAUGACAAGAGCAGAGAUGCACCUUGGAAACUGGUGCUGGGAUAUUAUGAAUCAAAAGAUCAUCCUAGAGAAUCUGCUUCAAAAGCAUUCAGGCUGGACUUAGAAGCUGUCAGGCCGAAUCCUCUAACUCCACUUGAAGAGUACAGAUUGCGUGUUGCUAUCCUUCCAAUGCUAUUGCAUCUUCAUCAAUGCCAGCUUGAUUUUCUCAUUGAUUUUUUUCAAGCUAAAAGCCCGUCAGUUGUGAAGUCCCCAGCUUGUCAUAAAGAUUCAUGUGAUUCAAGUUUGUUGGCGACAAGGAGGAAAAAUCUUGCUGGGCAUACAAUUGCAGAUGAAGCAUUGCUUCCUUAUUUUCAGAAGUUUGAUAUAUGGCCCCUUCUUGUUCGAGUUGAUUACAGUCCUAGCCGUGUGGAUCUAGCGGCACUAAGAGGUGGAAAGUAUGUAGAACUUGUAAAUCUUGUACCCUGGAAGGGGGUUGAGCUGCAGCUUAAGGAUGUUCACGCAGUUGGCAUCUAUGGUUGGGGAAGUGUGUGUGAGACAAUUCUAGGGGAGUGGUUGGAAGAAAUAUCCCAAAAUCAGAUUCAUAAAUUGCUGCGAGGUUUGCCCCCAGUUCGGUCAUUGGUUGCUGUUGGUUCUGGUGCUGCAAAGCUGGUUUCAUUGCCUUUUGAGAACUACAGGAAAGAUCGGAGGGUACUCAAAGGAAUGCAAAGAGGUACUAUUGCAUUUCUUAGAAGUAUAUCGCUUGAAGCUGUUGGGCUUGGGGUUCAUUUGGCAGCAGGGGCUCAUGACAUUUUGCUUCAAGCCGAAUGUAUUCUUAUGAGCGUUCCUCCUUCUGUGUCAUGCCCUGUACAAGACAAGACAAAGACAAAUGUAAGAUGUAAUCAGCCAAAAGAUGCCCACCAAGGAAUCCAGCAGGCUUACGAGAGUUUCAGCGAUGGCCUUGGGAGAUCUGCUUCUGCUUUAAUUCAACAACCAUUGAAAAAGUACCAGCGAGGAGCUAGUGCUGGAUCUGCUUUGGCAACUGUUGUACGGGGAGUUCCUGCAGCUGCUAUAGCUCCAGCUUCUGCUUGUGCAAGCGCUGUACAUUAUGCUCUUCUUGGCAUCAGGAAUAGCCUUGAUCCUGAGCAUAAAAGGGAAUCCAUGGAGAAAUAUUUGGGUCCUACUCAGCCAAGGGAACGAAAUUGAUGGUUCAUUCGAUAAUCAUGAUAACAUCAAUCUCAUUACUCUACAAAUUCCAUGCACCUUGCGUGUGAUCUCAAUGUUGCCUUAAUUCCAUCACAUGCCUGAUCAAAGAUCUCCCAAUUCCCCACCAGCUAAAGGUAAUUAUUGGAGAGAUUUCUGUGCAAGUGUGGUAGACUCUCCAUGAAACACGUGUACAGAGAAUGGAGAACCAUUAAUAGAUUCUUUCCCGUCAACAUAAGUGAAGAUGGAAUUUUUGUACAAAAUGUAAAAUACCUCUGCUGCUGCUGCUUAUAAAAUUUAUACCUUAUGGAUGUGUUGUAUAAUUAUAGGGAUCCAAUUUUAUAGCUAAUUGUAGAGUGUUAUUCUUUCAAAGCCUUAGUGACAAUGUAUGUAUAUCAUUAGUUUGCUGUAUAUAGCUUAUGAUCUCAUUUUUGUAUAAAAAAAAGUUUGAUUAUUUAUACAAUA